Messenger RNA from Dicentrarchus labrax (European seabass), 756 nucleotides. It is a transcript of the gene mrps17, whose product is annotated as mitochondrial ribosomal protein S17. The record is from RefSeq and is a predicted model, not a curated record. The transcript has 3 exons. Lineage: Eukaryota; Metazoa; Chordata; Actinopteri; Moronidae. The coding region runs from base 125 to 574 and encodes 149 amino acids. Gene Ontology annotation, cellular component: mitochondrial small ribosomal subunit; ribosome. Gene Ontology annotation, biological process: mitochondrial translation. Gene Ontology annotation, molecular function: structural constituent of ribosome.
GUAGUUUACGUCAUUAAAACAAGCCGACCCGAGCAGCAUGGAGGAGCUGUGUCGCUGAACAAUUUUUGACCUUCUGAAAUAAUUCCUGUGAAGUAGUGUGGGGUUUGGAUAGAGAUUUUCCAGGAUGUCUGCGCUCAAGCAUGCAUCAGUUCAUGCGAAAUGGAUCAUCGGAAGAGUAAUCGGGACCAAGAUGCACAAAACUGCCAAAGUGCGAGUCACAAGGCUGGUGUUGGACCCGUACCUGCUCAAGUACUACAACAAGAGGAAGACCUACUUUGCCCAUGAUGCUUUGCAGCAGUGCACCGUGGGAGACGUCGUCCUACUCAAGGCUCUGCCUCAGGCGAGGUCCAAACACGUGAAGCACGAACUGUCUGAGAUAGUGUAUAAAGUCGGUCAGGUGGUUGACCCACUGACGGGAAAGAGGGUAGCCGGAGCCGAGUAUGUGGAGCCUCUGAGUGACCUCCUAGUCAGCCUGGAAGACGACAUGACGUUAACGGACAAACUGAAGGAGCUCAACAUCUCUGCCUCAUCCGGUGCAGACGACUCCCCGCCAGCACAAACGCCCACUCUCUGAUUAGAAAAGUUGCUUAAAUGUGACGUUUCUGUUUCAGGUGUUCAUGUAAAUAUAAAAAUGUAUAAACCAGUAAUCACUUCAGAGCCUGAAUACACACGUUUGCUACCUGCUCAGGUAGUUUUGAAUUCAAGACCCCAUUUAAAGAAAGGAUUUCACAAUAAAAUGACUGCAUGGUGUCUGCA